AGGGCGUAAGCGUUUCAGCCCUUUGAUAAAGGUUCUUAUGUUUUAGAGACGACAAAGCUCUUUCAAAUGCAUCAACAUUCAUGCGAAGUAUGGGAAUCUUUUUCUGUUUAAUCUUUCUUGCAUUGCAAGCGCAAUGUAGUGGCAACACGCCGCACUUCACAUUCAGCCAGAAGCACUCAACAGAAGUUUAUCGAGGACAAAGUGUGAAUUUMACAUGGAUGUUUUCCAAUCAUUCGCUUUUUCGGGGCGCGUUUGGCUUAUAUGAAACAAGAUUAGAAUUAGUUUCAACUCAUCUUUUGACAAUCGACAAGACAAACAGUGGUCUCAACAUCACAGUUCUCGAAAACGCGGAAACCAAAGAUUACAAAGGUCGCUUGAAAUGGUUUGGUGACUUGACCAACAACAAAAUUAUCAUUGAACUUUCAAAUAGUCAGUACAAAGACAAGACAUAUUAUGGGUUAGAGCUUGAAUUUGAAGACAAAGACUACACAACGAUUUACAACUACACAAAGCUCUUCGUGAAGGUUCCAUCUAUCUUUACCUCCAGUCCCGGUUUACUGUCGCUCUUGCGCGGUAACACAGCUCGUUUUUCAUGGAAAUACUCUCUUAAUGAUGAAGACAAGAAACUCUUAACAAAGAUGAUAUUUGGUGUUUAUCAGCAGAGCAAUUUCAAAGAGUUAUGCUAUAUUGAAGUAAMACCAAUGAAGUCAGAUUGCUCAAAAGGGAAAGCCAAGAACAUAUAUAUGGAUUUAUACAACAGUUUGACUUUUGAAAUCAGCCAACUUGAACUUAAUGAUGAAGGAACUUACGCACUUCGCCUGGAAGGGACACAGAUACCGAUGGAGAAUCAAACUACUGUCAUUGUCUUAGAUCCUCCCAACAUUAAAGAAAACCCAAAAAGUUUAACCGUCAAGGAGCACGAAUCGUUCGUGUUAACUUGUACCACAACAGGAAAGCCAGUGCCAAUGAUCACGUGGUACAAGGACGGUCAUGUGAUUCAAGCAAAGUUUAAUGACCACUAUAUCGUUAACAAUACGCGCAAAGAGGAUGCUGGGACGUAUCAYUGUGUUGCUGGAAAUAAGGUUGGAAAUGCUACGUCGUCGACUGCAAAUGUGGACGUCCAAUAUACACCCAUCAUCAAUACAACAAAGAAGUUCACCGUAAAACAUGCUGUUAUUGGUAGUCGAAUACAGYUGAAGUGUCCCACCCUUGCUAAUCCAMCAGCAAAAAUACARUGGUAUGGUGAAAAUCUACCCAAUCGUCGAUACGCUGGGCCAGUAAUAAAUAUCGACAUAAGGAACAAGCAUUACUACGGCAACUAUACUUGUCAAGCUAGCAACUCCCUUGGUAUGGAUCAAGCAUGGUUUAUGGUCGAAGAAGUUGGUCCACCAAGUACGCCCAAAGUAGACUGCGAAAAGCAAGGUAGUCACAGCAGAGUUGCAGUAUUUCGUUGGAGUUUUCCAGCAGAUGACGGUGGUGCACCAGUUCUUGCCUACACUGUUAAACAACGCAUAAACCUAGAUAGUGACAAUUGGACUAGCAUUAAUGUCAGUGAUACUAAAACAUGGGUCAAGAUUYCUUUAGAAUGGGAAGCGAUCGUAGAGUUUACAAUUACAGCAUGGAAUAGAUACGGCGAGAGCAAGCUGAACCUGGAYAACUCGUGUAUUUAUACUAUUGGAAAAGAUCCAUCCUUGACUACGGUUGCUACGUCCAAACAAACCGCAGCGCCUACGUCCAAAACUACGUCCAAACAAAUGACUGUGGCAGCGGCUGCACAAGAUGGCUCUAACGACAAUCAAGAGAUAAUGGUCUAUGUGGGAAUAUGUAUAGCUUUACUUGCCCUCAUUGCUGUAGUCAUCCUGUUGAUUGCUUAUAAAGUAAAGAAAAACCGAUCAAAAGACAGCGAAUGGAAAGACCGUCAAAAUCUGAGCUACGACCGUGUAUUGAGUAUUGAAGGUAACUCGUGGGACCCCACGUCGGCGAAUGAUAGGCUACUGGGUUCUCUACCUCGAACACGGAAACAAACAAUGGUUGGAGUUCCUUCAUAUCAGCUUGAUCCUGCAUGGACCAUUCCAAGAGAAAAGAUAUGUGUGAUGAAGGUUAUUGGCAACGGUGCGUUUGGUCUUGUCUACAAAGGUCGUAUCCAUGGUGCUGGAUCGAAUACUGUUGGUUGGGAUGUAGUUGCAAUUAAAAGCCCGUAUGCUGAUGCAACUGAUGCGGAAGUUCGAGAUCUGAUGAAAGAAUUUGAAUUACUGAAAACACUCAAGCCACACCCUCACGUGAUUAAGCUWCUUGGAUGUGGCGAAGACGAAGGGCGUCCACUAGUGAUUAUUGAAUACGUUCCGUUUGGAGAUCUGUUGGGUUAUCUGCGUAAGAGUCGUGGACAAGAAGAUGAUUACUACUCUGAUCCCGAGAUCAAACCCAAUACAAAUCUAUCAUCUCAACAGCUUAUAAGAUUUGCUUGGCAUGUCGCUGAUGGAAUGGCUUAUCUUGCCUCGGAGAAGAUCAUCCAUCGUGAUCUAGCAGCGCGCAAUGUUCUCGUAGGCGAUGGUCUUUCYUGCAAAGUGACAGACUUUGGUAUGGCAAGAGAUGUGAGUAAUGAUGACAUCUACCUAAGGACAACGGAGGGACGUCUUCCCGUCAARUGGACGGCCAUUGAAGCUUUGACUGGAAAUGGCGAGUACACAACUCAAAGCGAUGUGUGGAGCUUUGGUGUGGUGCUGUAUGAGAUAUCCACAAUAGGCGUUGAUCCUUAUCCUGGGAUAAACGGCAAAGAAAUUCCAGAGCGUCUGGACAGUGGUUACAGAAUGCCGCGUCCUGGSCAUGUUGAYCCUGAACUGUGAGUACAGACUUGUGUC
This is a messenger RNA of Exaiptasia diaphana, 2858 nucleotides long. Its product is annotated as fibroblast growth factor receptor 3. The transcript is spliced from 19 exons. Gene Ontology annotation, cellular component: signaling receptor complex. The record is from RefSeq and is a predicted model, not a curated record. Gene Ontology annotation, molecular function: ATP binding; transmembrane receptor protein tyrosine kinase activity; protein binding. Bases 81 to 2843 code for a protein of 920 amino acids. Gene Ontology annotation, biological process: cell surface receptor protein tyrosine kinase signaling pathway; multicellular organism development; protein phosphorylation. NCBI's taxonomy places the organism in Eukaryota, Metazoa, Cnidaria, Anthozoa, Actiniaria, Aiptasiidae.